Molecule: messenger RNA, 2319 nt
Organism: Salvelinus fontinalis (brook trout)
Lineage: Eukaryota; Metazoa; Chordata; Actinopteri; Salmoniformes; Salmonidae
Exons: 2
Coding region: 1549-2298 (249 amino acids)
Source: RefSeq, a predicted model, not a curated record
GAGGUCUAUUCAUUACGGAAACCGUUUACCGUUUAAGAGCCAAACAGCAAACGGGACAAAACGGGGAGCGACCUACCUGGAUUUGUCCAAUAUAAACUCGUUUGCGUUUUCCAUUUAGAGUGAACGGUUGCUGUUGCCAAACGUUUUGCAACAGACGAAACGUUACGUUUUGCAACAUAAUCCGUGUAAUGAUUACACCCCAGGUUUGACAUUUGCCUGCAGUGCUGUAGGCGUAUGUCCAGUACUAAUGCUUCUGUUUCAUGUGAAUGUUUGUAUCAGUCAUGUAUCUUAAAUACAGUUGUGGAAAGAGUACUUUAAGGACAUUUCACUAUAGUAGAAGUAAAAUGAAUGACUUGAAAAAUACAACAAAAAAAAAGUAUAAGUACUCAGUGACAGUAACGAGAGUAUAUUUGUAAUUAGUUACUUUACACCUCUGCCUUAAAUAGUAGCCUAUAAGGUCACCUCAAUAGAAAAUCGAAAGAUAUUUUGUAUUUAUUUAUUUAUUAAAUCUUUAUUUAACUAGGCAAGUCAGUUAAGAACAAAUUCUUAUUUACAAUGACGGCCUAUCCCAGACGACAUUGGGCCAAUUGUGCGCACCCUAUGGUACUCCCAAUCACGGCCGGAUGUGAUACAGCCUGGAUUCGAACCAGGGACUGUAGUGACACCUCUUGCACUAAGAUGUAGUGUCUUAGACCGCAGCACUACUCUUUUAUUCUAUUAUAUGGUGACAAAUGAAAUGUCAUUAAACAUUUUAUUUUUUAAAUGACGCAGACAUUUUUUUUAGGGGGUAGAUAAAUCCACCAGGGCAAUAACACGUUAAUGUUGAUAAAGAAAUCAUCUUGAAUAUGAUUAUACAUCCAUAUUGUGCUUUCAAAAUAGGGGAGCUUAUUUAAAUGCAGCCAAAUGGGACAGAAACUGUGCCUUCAGGGCAAAAAGGCACCCUCUCUGCCAAAAAGGUUUCAAGGCUUGUGUUGUUGUAUUCACACUGUGCCAGUGACCUGGAAGGUGAUGGAUGGUGAAGUAAAUAUUGGGGACCCAGGCGUUAUGAUUCAUGAUGCCGUUAACGCCAUGAUCUAUGGAAUACAAAUUGACUCCUGACAAAAAUGACAGGCGGCCUAGAAUGUAUCAUCAUGCCUUUCUAGUUCGACCACCAGAUGGUGCAUUUGACAGUUACAGUACAGAAGUUUCUAGAUAUUUUAAGGUAUGGCACUCAGUAAUCUCGUCCACCAGACGGCUCUCUCUCUCUUGAGCCUGGGAAUGAGGUUGGAUUCCCAUAAAUACUAUCCGUAAUGAUAACUCUUCCGUAAGAUUAUUUAUGAGAUCCAUACUGAUUGACACACCAAUGGAAGUGUGUGUGCGUGCGUGUGUAUGUGCGCACACACGUUUGUGUGUGAUUCUGCGCCUCUCUUCUUUGACCAUUAGGUGCUGUUGUGAACCUGACUCUGGUCACGCCGUCAAACUACCUGCCAAUGACUUCUUUAGACAGCACCUGUCCAAGGGUGGGUGGCGAAUCGCAUCUCUGCAUGUCUGGCAGACAUAUCAGUGUGGAUGACGGAUCACCACCUCAAGCUGAACCUCGGCAACACGGAGCUGCUUUUCCUCCCGGGGAAGGACUGCCCGUUCCAUGAUCUCGCCAUCACGGUUGACAACUCCAUUGUGUCCUCCUCCCAGAGCGCUAAGAACCUUGGCGUGAUCCUGGACAACACCCUGUCGUUCUCAACUAACAUCAAGGCGGUGGCCCGUUCCUGUAGGUUCAUGCUCUACAACAUCCGCAGAGUACGACCCUGCCUCACACAGGAAGCGGCGCAGGUCCUAAUCCAGGCACUUGUCAUCUCCCGUCUGGAUUACUGCAACUCGCUGUUGGCUGGGCUCCCUGCCUGUGCCAUUAAACCCCUACAACUCAUCCAGAACGCCGCAGCCCGUCUGGUGUUCAACCUUCCCAAGUUCUCUCACGUCACCCCGCUCCUCCGCUCUCUCCACUGGCUUCCAGUUGAAGCUCGCAUCCGCUUCAAGACCAUGGUGCUUGCCUACGGAGCUGUGAGGGGAACGGCACCUCAGUACCUUCAGGCUCUGAUCAGGCCCUACACCCAAACAAGGGCACUGCGUUCAUCCACCUCUGGCCUGCUCGCCUCCCUACCACUGAGGAAGUACAGUUCCCGCUCAGCCCAGUCAAAACUGUUCGCUGCUCUGGCACCCCAAUGGUGGAACAAACUCCCUCACGACGCCAGGACAGCGGAGUCAAUCACCACCUUCCGGAGACACCUGAAACCCCACCUCUUUAAGGAAUACCUAGGAUAGGAUAAAGCAAUCCUUCUGACC